Molecule: messenger RNA, 1637 nt
Organism: Hyla sarda
Lineage: Eukaryota; Metazoa; Chordata; Amphibia; Anura; Hylidae
Product: WW domain-binding protein 1-like
Exons: 4
Coding region: 523-1191 (222 amino acids)
Source: RefSeq, a predicted model, not a curated record
GUGUUUCCCAACCAGGGUGCCUCCGGCUGUUGCAAAACUACAACUUCCAGCAUGCCCGGACAGCCAACGGCUGGAAGUUGUAGUUUUUCAACAGCUGGAGGCACCCUGGUUGAGAAACACCGAUUUAUGUGUAUGAUGACCUCCCAACUUCUUCUCCCCAUACAUGCACGCUCAGCCAAGUGUUCUAAUGGCCAAGCAAGCAUUUAUCCAAUAUUUGUCUAAAGUACAUGUAUGGCCAGCUCUAGUCAUAACUCAUUGUAAAACACUUACACAAUGCCUUGCAUAAGGUUAGAGAUAAAACACACCUCUUAUUUCAUCAGCCAUUGCUGCUGCACCUUGGAAGUUUCCCAAACUCCAGUUUUACAGCCUGGCCUAUCUGUGCAGUGCUCACAAGAACAUCUUGACCUGGACAAGAAAUCCUGAUAUACAUCUAGAACGAGACAAGCAGCAGCAUGUUUCUGCUCUUGUUGGUUUUGGAUGUGACUAAAUCCUUAUUAUAACUUCAAGAAGAUAUACCCGGCGAUGCGCGGGGUGACGCCGUAUAUUUAUGGCCGGGAGUUCUGCCUUGGUGAAGAUAGGAAGCCUUACAGAUGUGAGAUCGGAUACUGUUGUGGGGACACUGAAUGCUGCACGUACUACUAUGAGCUGUGGUGGUUCUGGUUGGCGUGGACUCUUAUUAUCCUGGCCGGGUGCUGCUGUGCUUAUCGUCACCGCAGAGUUAAACUGAGACAUCAACAGGAGCUGAGACAACGGGAGAUCAGCCUCAUGGCCUACCAGGGAGUUGCUCCAUCCGCCACUGCCGCCGCUGCCUUAGAACCAUGGCCCACCUGCAAACUGCCCACCUAUGAUGAAGUGACACAAGACCCUCCUACACCUCCACCACCUUAUUGUGAGAUUCUGGACGAGAUUCCCUCCGGUCUUGAUCCUCCAGUCAGUUCCAUGGCUUGGUCUCACCAAGAGGACCCUUCUGCUGAGGCAGCAGAGGGAUCUACAGAAGAACAUCAGCAACAUGACAAUGUAGAUCAGAGGAACUCAAGUGCCUUAGAGAGAAGACGUCACGUCACUGGGGACUCUGGGAUUGUACUUUGUGAUGAGAAGGUGGCCUGCCCCUGUGAGAAGGAAGAAGAGACUGACUUAUGUCCAAGAGUGUGUGUCAGUGUGGAGGCCGAGACCUCAUCCGUAAGGGAAUAAAUAAUCUCUGGUCUAUAAGCAGUAGUGGGCAUAUAGGAUGAGAAGGGGCUGUAUCACAAAGACAUUUACUUUCAAGGGCUGUUACUCUGGGGGUGCAGAGGCCUCGCCAACCCUGACAACCCUCUAUUUACUGAAACUAUCCUUGCACUGAUGGCAUCUUCUUACGGAGCUUUUGCACUUUUGUUUUGUAUGUUUGUCGGCGGAUUUCAUGAAGAAUCCAAGUUUUCGUUUCCUUGUUAUUAUUUUUUGUACAACGUUAGACACAUUGUUAUAGACAUCAGAGAGCUAAGUAAUCUCGUAUUCACACGACAGAGAGAUGUCUGCUUCACAGAAGAGAAUACUGAAAAAUAAACCAACUCAGUUCAACAUGUGUUUAUUUAUUUUUAACUUUUAUUUUUUGCAAUUCGGAAGUGGUUAUGGGCUGUGCCUGUUGUCAUAUUUAAAAA